Messenger RNA from Striga hermonthica, 1056 nucleotides. The record is from the annotation of a GenBank genome assembly. Lineage: Eukaryota; Viridiplantae; Streptophyta; Magnoliopsida; Lamiales; Orobanchaceae.
AUGAAGGUUUAUGUAUACAAUCUCCCGCCAAAGUACAACAAGGAUUGGCUAUCGAACAAGCGCUGCAACAGCCACUUGUUUGCGUCGGAGGUCGCAAUCCACAGAGCUCUACUGAGGAGCGACGUGAGAACAAAGAACCCACGGGAGGCCGACUUCUUCUUUGUCCCUGUUUACGUCUCGUGCAACUUCAGCACACUCAAUGGCUUUCCCGCCAUCGGCCACGCGCGAUCUCUCAUAUCCUCUGCCAUCAAACUCAUUUUUUCUCACUUCCCUUUCUGGAAUCGUACCCGUGGGGCUGACCACGUCUUCGUUGCUUCCCAUGAUUUUGGCUCUUGUUUUCACACACUGGAAGAUGUGGCGAUGGCGGAUGGGGUUCCCGAAUUUUUAAAAAACUCAGUGAUUUUGCAGACAUUUGGGGUGAAACACGAGCACCCAUGCCAGGAAGUCGAGAAUGUCAUCAUCCCGCCGUACAUUCCACCGGAAACCGUGCGCGCCACACUUGAAAGUUACCCGGUGACCGGCCGCCGGGACAUUUUUGCCUUCUUCAGGGGCAAAAUGGAACUCCACCCCAAGAAUGUCAGCGGUCGUUUCUAUAGCAAGCGGGUGAGAACGGAGAUAUGGCGGAGAUACGGCAGCGACCCGCGGUUCUACUUGCGGCGGCAUAAGUUCUCUGGCUACCAAUCUGAGAUAGCGCGGUCAAAGUUCUGCUUGUGCCCAUUGGGGUGGGCCCCGUGGAGCCCGAGGCUCGUGGAGUCAGUGGCCCUAGGCUGCGUCCCCGUGAUUAUAGCCGACAGCAUCCGGCUGCCCUUCCCGGCCGCCGUGCCCUGGGCGGAGUUAUCCCUCACCGUGGCAGAGGAUGACGUGGCCAGGCUAGGGCACAUCCUGCAACACGUGGCAGCUACUAAUUUAACGGUGAUACAGAGAAAGCUGUGGGAUCCGUCAGUUAGAAAGGCGCUGUUGUUCAAUGUCCCGAGUUGGGAGGGAGACGCCACGUGGCAGGUUUUGGAGGCGCUCUCAGGGAAGCUCGUGCGGUCCCACAGGAGGUCAAGCGCUUGA